Messenger RNA from Lycium ferocissimum, 432 nucleotides. RefSeq lists its product as uncharacterized. The transcript has 2 exons. The record is from RefSeq and is a predicted model, not a curated record. Lineage: Eukaryota; Viridiplantae; Streptophyta; Magnoliopsida; Solanales; Solanaceae. The coding region runs from base 1 to 432 and encodes 143 amino acids.
AUGGCACCAUAUGAAGUUUUGUAUGGGCGUAAAUAUAGAUCACUAAUUGUUUGGUUUGAGGUUGGUGAAACAGAGUUGUUAGGACCAGACUUGGUUUAUCAGGCUAUAGAGAAAGUCAAGUUAAUUCAGGAGCGGUUGAAAACGGCUCAGAGUGACCAGAAGUCUUACACAGCUAUGAGACGAAGGGAUUUAGAGUUUCAAGUUGAUCAAGUGGCUUAUAAGCUUGAGUUGCCGCAAGAGUUAGUUGCUGUGCAUCCAGUAUUUUGUGUGUCCAUGUUGAGAAAGUGUGUGGGAGACCCCUCGUUGUUUGUCCUGAAUGAUAGCAUAACAAUCAAUGAUAGUUUGGCCUACGAAGAAGUCUCAGUGAAAAUCCUUAAUCGUCAGGUUCGCAAAUUGAGAACGAAGGAAGUUGCUUCAGUGAAAGUCCUUUAG